CGGGAGUUAUGAUUAAUUCCCCGAUCGAAAAAUGGCGGGAAAAAAGUGAGAACCGCUCCCCUGCUAAUCGCUUCUGCUUUUCAACUUUCAAGCGACGAAGAGCGGUGAAACUAUGCAUCUGAUGAAGAGAAUCAAAGCCACUGUCCGACCUUUCGUCUAGGAUGGCCGCUGGUCGAACGGUGAGAGUCUUGAACGUGGCCGAGAAGCCUUCGGUGGCUAAAGCCGUGGCGGGGAUCCUAUCGAGGAACCAAGGUCUCCGAGUUCGAAAUGGUCGGUCACGCUUUAACAGGAUAUUUGAAUUUGACUACUCAAUCCGCGGACAGCACUGCCACAUGCUUUUCACCUCCGUCACCGGACACCUCAUGGAACUGGAAUUCGAAGAGCGUUACCGCAAAUGGCAUUCCUGUGAUCCCGCUGAUCUCUACCACGCCCCCGUUCGAAAGUUCGUUCCUCAGGACAAGUUGGAUAUCAAGAGAACAUUGGAAGAGGAAGCUAGGAAGUGCCAGUGGCUUGUCUUGUGGCUUGACUGUGACAGAGAAGGGGAGAAUAUUGCAUUUGAAGUGGUAGAGAUUUGCUCUGCUGCAAAUAAUCAUCUUAACAUAUGGAGGGCUCGUUUUUCUGCUUUGAUUGAUAGGGAGAUUCAUGAAUCAGUUCAAAAUCUUGUUCGGCCCAAUCAGCUCUUUGCAGAUGCAGUGGAUGCUAGGCAGGAAAUUGAUCUCAGAAUUGGUGCUUCUUUCACUAGGUUUCAGACCAUGUUGUUGAAAGAUGCAUUUGUUAUAGAUUUUGCUACAGAUGAUAGGAACCUUGUUCUAAGUUAUGGCCCAUGUCAGUUUCCAACACUAGGUUUUGUUGUUGAAAGAUAUUGGGAGAUACAAGCACAUGAACCUGAAGAGUUCUGGACAAUAAACUGUUCACACACCUUAGAUGAAGGCAUUGCUACUUUCAAUUGGAUGCGGGGACAUAUUUUUGAUUACACCUAUGCUGUUAUUAUAUAUGAGAUGUGCACUCUGGAACCCACUGCAACUGUCACAAAAGUAAAAAAUCAGGAGAAAUUGAAGUAUCCUCCACAUCCUUUGAAUACCAUUGAGCUUGAAAAACGUGCAUCCAGAUACUUCCGGAUGAGUUCUGAACAUACUAUGAAGGUGGCAGAGGAGCUCUAUCAGUCCGGUUUCAUCAGUUACCCCCGUACAGAGACCGACUGCUUUUCAGCAAGGACAGACUUGCAUGCAAUGGUGCAAGAACAACAAGGACAUCCUUUGUGGGGCUCAUAUGCACAAAGGCUACUGGAUCCUGAAGCAAGGCUUUGGAGAAGUCCUAGCAAUGGUGGUCAUGAUGACAAAGCACAUCCACCCAUUCAUCCAACAAAGUACUCUGCUGGGGAAUCUGGUUGGAGUCAAGACCACCAUAGACUGUAUGAGCUUGUUGUUCGCCAUUUCCUGGCCUGUGUCUCACAACCAGCAAUUGGCGCUGAGACCAUUGUUGAGAUUGAUAUUGCUGGUGAACAGUUUUCUGUAUCAGGACGUGUGAUAUUACAAAAAAAUUACCUUGAUGUUUACCGAUUUGAAUCUUGGGGUGGCUCAAUGAUACCAACAUACAGUGUUGGACAACAGUUUAUCCCAACGGCAUUGACUCUUGAUUCAGGGGUUACAAGGCCGCCUCCUCUUUUAAGUGAAGCUGAUUUGCUAAAUUGUAUGGACAAGGCUGGCAUUGGUACAGAUGCAACUAUGCAUGAUCACAUAAAAAAGCUACUUGAUCGGUGCUAUGCAACUAAAGACUCAAACACUCGUUUCUCACCAACAAAUCUUGGUGAGGCACUAGUAAUGGGAUAUGAUGACAUGGGGUAUGAGCUCUGGAAACCAUACCUUAGAUCUAUGAUGGAAUGUGACAUGAAAGCAGUGAGCAUUGGCACCAAGAGAAAAGCUGAAGUCUUGGAGACUUGCUUGCAGCAGAUGAAAGCUUGUUUCUUAGAUGCAAGGUUGAAUAAAGUGAAACUCUUGGAAGCCAUGGCAAUUUUCUUUGAGAGGUGUAACCGACCUGGUACCAAUGAGCAGCAGGGUGCUGUUGACAUUGUUCGACCAUGUAGUGCCUGCCAAGAAUCCAAUAUGGUGUUAAAGCGAAAACCGGAUGGAAAUUUUAUGGUAGGAUGCUUGGGUUUUCCACAGUGUCGGAAUGUUGUUUGGCUUCCAGGAUCCAUUUCAACAGCAACUGUUACAAAUCAUAUUUGUGAUUCCUGUUCUCCAGGUCCUGUUUUUAAGAUUCAAUUCAAGUUUCGCCGACUAGAAAUACCUUCAGACUACGAUGUUGAUCAUUUAGGUUGCAUUGGUGGAUGUGACGAGACACUUAAGCAAUUGACUGAAAUUUGCGGAACAGGUUCCCGCAAUCCUCCAAGCACUUCAGCAAGAGGGCGGGGAACCACAGCAUCUUCUACAAAUGCCCAAAGAGUUAGCACGAUGCAAGGUGUGUGUGAACACUGCAGGCAAACAGGGCACUCUUCAAAUGAUUGUCCUACUCAGGUUUCACGUCGCCAAAGUGUCCGGCCUCGUGGAAGAAACUCACAGAGAGGAGGAUCCUCAGUCUCAUGCAACUCAUGUGGAACACUAUGCGCCUUGCGAACUGCCAAUACAGCAAAUAACAGGGGAAGGAAGUUCUAUUCUUGCCAAGAGUGCAAUUUCUUUGUAUGGGAGGAUAGUGUCAACGGAAACAACACUCAAGGACAAAGUGUACCACAUGCAAGUUACAGGCGAGCAGCAAAUUCUGGCUCUAAUUCAAGCAGAAGGGGCAGGCGAGGGAGGGGUGGACGCAGUGGGGCCAGCACCACAAACACAAGGUUCGUGUCAGCUACAGGUGAACCAGUAUCUGGUAUGAGCUGUUACAUUUGUGGUGAUCCAUCACACUUUGCAAAUGUUUGUCCUGAUAGAGAUAUAUGACGGAGCUGCCCAAGUGGAACCUCUUCUUCACAGACCAUUAAUUAGCUUGCCCAAAAUCCUGAUUCCAUAUGUAAUAUAAAAAGAAAAAGGAUACUUAGCCAUCUUGUGGCCUAGUCCAUCAAAAUACUAACCAUGUAUAUCACUCAAUUCAUGCAGAAGACAGUUAUUGCUUUUCACUUC
Nelumbo nucifera (sacred lotus) is the source of this 3107-nucleotide messenger RNA. It is a transcript of the gene TOP3A, whose product is annotated as topoisomerase 3alpha. Gene Ontology annotation, biological process: DNA repair; DNA topological change; DNA recombination. Gene Ontology annotation, molecular function: DNA binding; zinc ion binding; DNA topoisomerase type I (single strand cut, ATP-independent) activity. Lineage: Eukaryota; Viridiplantae; Streptophyta; Magnoliopsida; Proteales; Nelumbonaceae. The record is from RefSeq and is a predicted model, not a curated record. Gene Ontology annotation, cellular component: RecQ family helicase-topoisomerase III complex; nucleus.